AUGGAAGACGACCUUAUAGAAGCCUUUACUGAGGUCGUAAUAAACAAUAAACCUACAUCCAUACUUGGGCCAGUUUUCGAAAACCUUCAAAAUGGUGAGCAAGAACCCGAAGCUCUUGCUCAGUGCGUUCUUGAUGUUAUAUGGUACAUUGAUAGUACCAUUAUUGACGGCGUAAAUGACAAAGCGACCGAAAACGAUUGUCGUCGAAAUCUCAUUAAUAUUGUCAAAUAUCUUCACGCAAAUAAUAUCGUCGACACCAAAAGUAUGAAGACGAAAUUAGAUAUUUCCCUACUAGAAAAUGCCGGUGUCGUAGAAGAGAAAACUUUUGGCCGACGUUGUGUGAGAAUUAACACAGCAAUGCUGUAUAAACAACAAAAAUAUAAUCUUGCCCGUGAAGAAUCCGAAGGAUACGCAAAAUUAAUAUGCGAAUUAGCAAUGUGUUGUGAUUCUAUAUACAAAGAAGACGAUGUAUCUCUAAAUGCACGUACGCAAAGUAUUUUGGAGGCUAUUCAAACACUAAUAGGGUUUUUCAAUCUGGAUCCAAAUCGCGUCUUGGAUUUAAUUCUUGAUAUAUUUAUCGUUAACGUGAAGACUCACUAUGAAUUCUUCAUACAACUUUUAAAAAAUUCUCCAUGGUUACCUGAUCCUAUGGAUGUAAUGGAGAACCAUGAUGAAUGGUCGAAUGAUAAAGGAAACCCAAUAUGUGCUCAAUUAUUAGGCAUAAAGUACACUCGUUAUGAGGGUUCUGACAUGAUUCCAAAUGCAUUUUCAUAUUUAUAUGUCACCUCCGCUAUAUUAAUACAUAAUCAAAUCGUAAAAAUUGCUGAUUUAUAUUCAUAUAUCCUGAAAGAAUCUGAAGAUAAUCCACAUGAACAUGAAAUUGGCCUUGCGUGCGCUCUUCUUGAAAUAGGUGAUUUUUACCAUGCACGCUAUAUCUUAUAUCAUCUUCCCGAGAUCGAAGAAUCCAUAGCCAGUUGCUUACGUCAGAUGAUCAAUAUAGCAAUUUAUGAACUUUAUGCUCCAAUCGCUCCUCGUUUAGUAAAGCGUCUCCAACCUCCGUCCUUUUUUGGUUCUUGGUACAAACGUUGGCGGGAAGGAAUACCUGUCAUUCACUCUUUCUCAGAUCUUAUUGAAGGACAAGGACGCCAAUUACUACUUUUUAUUGGUCCGUGGCUUGCUAGAGAUCUUAUAUUAUUUACAAAAAUUAUGCGAAUCACAUAUCGACACCUAGAGGAAUCGAAAAAUUCUUCGGAUUACGAAAUAAUCCAAAAUAAAUGGUUAGACAUUAUUCGAUCCACAAUUAUGCCUAGCAUAGCCAUGCCAGAUACCACUUGUGGCGUGAUAGAUGAGUUAUGGAACAUUAUUAAGUUGUUCCCAUAUAAAACAAGAUUUAUUAUUUAUGCUGAAUGGAGAUCGGCCUAUGAAAUAUAUAAACCGUUAAAAGAUCAAUGUAAAAAGGUUAGUCAUGAGACGAAAAAAAUCUUGAAAAGGAUUACUGAAGAAAAUUGUCGUGAAAAAGGUCGUGAACUCGCAAAAAUUUCUCAUGCAAAUCCAGCGAUUGUAUUCGAAAUUAUUCUAAAACAAAUUCAAGCUUACGGCAAUAUGAUUAAUUCGCUUGUUGAAGCUUGUAAAUAUUUUACCGCAUUCGAGUAUGAUAUUUUGACGUACCAGAUGUUGGAUGUUUUUUCUAGUGAUAGAGAAAGGCUCAAGGAUGAUGGCAUGAAUAUUGGCGAUUGGCUUAAACACUUAUCUGAAUUUUGUGGAAAUAUGUGCCGAAAAUACGAAAAAAUGAACCUUUCAAGUAUUCUUUUAUUCAUCAUUUGCAGACUUAAAGACCGCAAUUCUGUGGAUUUAUGUGUUCUUUCUCAACUUAUUACUGCAAUGUCGGGAAUUAAAUAUGAAAUGAUUCCAUCAAAAUUUGACGUAGCUCUCAUGGGUACUGGUGAACAUUUACGGAAUAUUAAAUUGUUUAACCGAAAUCAAAAGAAUGUCCGUCGUAAUUCUUCAAGGUUAAGUCAAACUCUUGUUGAAGAGGGAUUUGCUGUAAAGAUUGCAGUUUUAAUUGCUCAGUUGGCACAAAGCAUUCCAUAUGAGGCGCUUGGUGAAAGUUCUAAACACCUUAAAUCUGUUGUUCAUCGUAUGGAUCUUUGUCGUAACACUUACAUCCAAUAUGCUGAUUUUUUGGCAAUAACUAUUGGAAUGGAUGAAUAUUCUAAAAUUAUACCAGAUAUUGAAAAAUUGGUUAAAACAUAUCAUUUACAAAUGGAAUAUGCGUUUAUGUUGUUACGGCCAGUAUUGAAUUAUAAGCUGAAACAAUAUGCAGAUGAAUCAUCUUCAAUGGAUGUUGACAAUGAAACGGUAAUAUGGCAAUCCCCAUUAUCCAAUAUAAUCGAUCAAGUUAGAGCCACUUUACCCUCACAUGUAUGGAAUGGAAUUAGUCCACAUUUCUUUAUUACUUUCUGGCAAAUGUCUUUAUAUGAUUUGGAGUUUCCGCAAGAAGAAUAUCGAAAGGCUAAAAAUGAUUUAUUAAACUCUGCUAACGGUGACAAAGUCCGAGAUAAAUCAAAGAUUAUUGAUGUCGCCAGACAAAUUGAUAAAGACAUGCGGAAGCAUGAACAACACGUGAAAAAUGUUAAAAACAGAUUGAGAAUCGAGAAAGACCAUUGGUUCUCUGGACAAUUUACUAAUCGUCAGGACAUUAUUACACAGUUUUGGCAGUAUUGCCUUUUUCCACGAUUAAUCACUAGCGCUGAUAAUGCCGUAUUUUGUGCAAAAUUUAUUGAAACAAUGCAUGAAAUUGGUACUGUUAAUUUCUCAACGCUUACACUAUACGAUCGGAUUUUUGCAGACCAAGUACAGCCUUUAAUAUUCGCUUGUUCUGAAUCUGAGGCUCGAAACUAUGGUACUUUUCUUCAAACCAUUUUAACAUCCCUUAGUAAAUUACAUAAAAAUCCGCUGGAGUAUGAAAAUCGUGGCAAAGGAUCUGGAAUCCCCGGAUUUCAAAUGAAAUGGUCCGCACAUAAUCGCCAGCCAGCCAGCAUUUCUGAAAACGAUCUACUACGAUAUGAAGAUUUUAGGCUUGUCUAUUAUAAAUGGCAUUCGAGACUUCUUAGAGCUUUUGAGCAAAACCUUCAAUCUAUGGAAUAUUUCUCUGUACGUAAUUCGAUUAUAGCUCUUAAUACAAUAGUGUCAUAUUUCCCGGCCAUCGACACAUUUGGUAAGAAACUUCAAGAUGAUAUUGAUAAGAUCGUAAAGAGUGAAGAACGUGGUGAUAUACGAACUUUGGCCUUAAGUUACUCAGCUAAAUUAAAAGGAAAACAACAAUCUUGGGUUUCUGUUCGAUCUUUCCAGAAAGCAAAAAAUUCUCCUGCCGUGGAUUCAACGCAACAUGAUGAAAGGUCAGAAAAAGGAUCAUCAAAGCAUGAUGAAACCCCUGAAAAAGGACCACAAAAACGUGAUGAAAGAUCAGAAAAAGGGUCAGCAUCACCUGCACAAAGAACCACUCAAUCCCCAGUAGUUGCACGUUCUGGUCCUUUAUCAAACGUACGAGGUGCACAUCCUUCUUCUCCUUCAUACUUAACUACUCGAGCCAGUCCACGAAUGCAAAUACAUCCACUGCCUGAUAAGCCUAUGAAACCGGAACGUGGACAAAUUCGCGAAAAAGAACAUGAGAGGGAGAAAGAACACGAGAGAGAUCGUACCAAAGACAGAAAAGAUAUGCAGAUUGAGCGUGACAAAGAGAUCAAGAAAGGAGAUCAUCAUGAUAGAGACAAAGAAAUCUCUAAAAAGUUAGAUCACUAUGAUCGUGAUAAAGAACGAGAACAGGAAAGGGAUCGUAAGCAAGAAAUUUCACGUAAUAGUGAUGAUAAAAAGGACCUAUUAAUUCGUAAUAAAGAAAGAUUAAUGAAUGAUGAUCCAAACAAAAGAACUGAUCAUCGUCCCCGUGAUCGUGAUGACAAAAUUAAGGAAAAAGAGCGUGAUAAACGUGACGAUAGACGGGAAGAACGUCGCGAUAAGGUGAAAGAAAAAGAACGCGAAAAAUCCAGAGAACGUGAACGAAUGGAUGAAGAUAGGGAUAGACGCGAAAGUGACCGUGGCAAAAGAAAACACACAGAGGAGCCUACAAUCAGGCGAUCUCGUGACAAUGCUGUGGCUCAAAGAUUCAUAAGUAAGAAAAGAGAUCGGACAGAAAGAGAUCGAGAUGGUGAACCUGAACAAAUUCUUUCAAACAAGAGGAGAAAUAUCGAAGGUAUCUCUCCAGUUCUUCGUCCACCCGUUAAACUUACUCGUGCCAUGGAACACAACGACUUUGUUGCUCCAAUGCCAGGCAAGUCAAUUGGUGGAAAGAGAAAUGAUAAAAGAGAUACGCGAAGAAGAUACUAA
This is a messenger RNA of Dentiscutata erythropus, 4383 nucleotides long. The record is from the annotation of a GenBank genome assembly. NCBI's taxonomy places the organism in Eukaryota, Fungi, Glomeromycota, Glomeromycetes, Diversisporales, Gigasporaceae.